This is a messenger RNA of Orcinus orca (killer whale), 3017 nucleotides long. RefSeq names its product calcium binding protein 7 (gene CABP7). The transcript has 5 exons. Gene Ontology annotation, molecular function: calcium ion binding. Lineage: Eukaryota; Metazoa; Chordata; Mammalia; Artiodactyla; Delphinidae. Bases 123 to 770 code for a protein of 215 amino acids. The record is from RefSeq and is a predicted model, not a curated record.
GCCGCCGGGCCGCCCUCCGCAGCCGCGCGCCCUGCCCGCUCCAGCCGCCCCCGGGGCCGCCGCCGGCCCAUGAGCCCCGACCUCAAAGUUUGCGGCGGGCGGGCGGGCGCGGAGCCUCCAAGAUGCCGUUCCACCCGGUGACGGCGGCGUUGAUGUACCGGGGCAUCUACACCGUGCCCAACCUGCUGUCGGAGCAGCGCCCCGUGGACAUCCCUGAGGACGAGCUCGAGGAGAUCCGAGAGGCCUUCAAAGUCUUCGACCGCGAUGGCAAUGGCUUCAUCUCCAAGCAGGAGCUGGGCACGGCCAUGCGCUCCCUGGGAUACAUGCCCAACGAGGUGGAGCUGGAGGUUAUCAUCCAGCGGCUGGACAUGGAUGGUGAUGGCCAAGUGGACUUCGAGGAGUUUGUGACCCUUCUGGGACCCAAGCUCUCCACCUCGGGGAUCCCAGAGAAAUUCCACGGCACUGACUUCGACACCGUCUUCUGGAAGUGUGACAUGCAAAAGCUGACCGUGGACGAGCUGAAGCGGCUGCUCUACGACACCUUCUGUGAGCACCUGUCCAUGAAGGAUAUUGAGAACAUCAUCAUGACGGAGGAGGAGAGCCACCUAGGCACAGCGGAGGAGUGCCCCGUGGACGUGGAGACCUGCUCCAACCAGCAGAUCCGUCAGACGUGCGUGCGCAAGAGCCUGAUCUGCGCCUUCGCCAUCGCCUUCAUCAUCAGCGUCAUGCUCAUCGCAGCCAACCAGGUGCUGCGCAGCGGCAUGAAAUAGGCGCCACCUGGGCGCCCCAUGGGGCGCGCGGUGCGUGGGGCCCCCUCCACACCCACCGCCGCCCACAGUCCUCUCCCUCCACCAACUCCCUGGGCCACCACCGCGUGUACUUCAGGGCCUGGGCGUCCAGCGGCACCACCCCGCCCGCCCCACAGGCCUUGCAUGGAGCUGUGGCCCAGCUGCAGAGGGCCUGGUGGUGGCUCUGAGGACGGCCCUGGCCCUGGCCCUGCCUGCACCCUGCCCUGCCCCACCCUGGCCUGUAUGUAGCACUAACUUUUCUCGCUGUGCAGGGGCUCCUGGGAAAUUAAGGAGGAAUUUAUACAGGGCCCAGUAGCUGCAGGUCCCUUGGGCAGGAGGAGGCAUUGUGUGCCCAGGGCCACAUAGCCAACCCAACCCUGGUCCCUCAGGUCUGCCCAGGGCCAUGGAGGGGAGUGCAGGGGACAGAAAGCCUCCUCCUGGAGGGCAACAUGAGGCUGGGGUCUCCUGGGCCCUUCUCCCUGGCAUGGCCUGAGGAAGACCCCGGCCUUCUGCUGAAUCCCUUCCUCUGACCUUCCUUAGACUCAAACUCAGCCCUCCUCCACACACCCACUAGGGCUAGAGAAUCAGCCCAUUUCAAAGAUGAGGACCCUGAGGCUCAGAGGGCUCCCAGAUUUGGUCUCAGUUCCCCCAUCAAUGGUGAUUUUUAGGCAGGGCAGAAGCUCACAGAAGAUGGAGCAUCUGAGGUGGCCCAGCUGCCACCUCAUCCAUCGGGCCCCCCACCAGAGGCCCAGUGACCUGAGGGCCACAUUGCCCACGAGCACCCCAGCACAGUGGAGUGCAGUGGAGGCAGGAAGCAGAGUUGGGGCCCAGAGGCUGCGAAUCCCCUGAGCAACCUAUGUGGUCUCCCUACCGACUGGGGGGCUCCUCCAGGGCAGAAGCCACCCCUGGUGUCAGUGCCAGGAAGUUCAGCCAGGCCACUCUCCCAAGCUCAGGGCCCGUCCUCCUGGGUCGCCCACUUCUCCACACCAUCCAGGCUGGAGACCCGGCUCCCAUCCCUGCCCAAGCUGUGCCGUCUCACGGUUGGGCAGCAGCUCAGCACGGGCUGAUGUGGGGCCAGGACGGCAGACUGAGUCCUCAGCUCUCCUCCCCAGAUCUGGGGCUACUGCGCGCCUGGGCGAGUCACAGCCACGCUGGCUGCCCCCUGCCCGGCUGUGCUGAGCCUCUGCCGGCUCCCAAGGGAGAAGGGCAGCAAGCACCGGUCACCCUGGAGAGGACCUCACCUCACUCCAGCCCUGCCCAUCAUCUGACCCAGGGCCAGAGCACGGAGCUGAGGGCGCCAGGCAAGGGGCAAGAGCAGCCGCACGAUGGUGGUGACAGACUUUCUUUAUAAACAUCUGGAAGGAAGUCUUCUCAAGAUGUCCCGUUGGGGUGGGGGUGGUGGAGCUGCCUGGCUCAGAGGCAGGACCAGGGCUGCACCUGGUUGAGGAGGACACUUAGGCCUCAGAGAGGCCAGGCCAGGCCCGGUCUUUAGUUUCAGAUGCUCCAUGGGGUGCAGCAGGAGGGGGCCUGGGUGUCCCCCGUACAAGCCCUUAUCUUUAUUGUGGCUGAUUGGAGGGCUGACUAGGCAGGGAUAAGGGACUCAGCCCCACUGGAUGCUGGGCUGCAGGGGCCAGCCCCCAGGCGGGGGUGCCCGCAGGGAUGGAGGAAGCUCCUGGACUGGUGGCCAGCCCACCGGGUACUGGAAGACGGUGGCUCUGAUGGGUUCAGCCCUAGAGGGAAAGAAAAGAACAGAGAAUUAGUGUGGAGCACAGCUCAGGCCCAGGCGGGGGCACCCCCCUCCAGCUCACCCUCCCCACCACCCCAGCUGUGGGCAGGGGCAGCUGCCUGUAUCACCUUUCUGGAAGGCAGAGUCUCAGAAACACGCAGACCCUUUGAGCCAGCCACCUCACCUCUAGGAUUGAGCGCAAGGAAAUAGGGGGGCUGUGGGCAGAGACUGAGCUAUAAGAAAUGGAAAUAACCUAAGUGUCCACCUCUGGGGGACUAAUUAAAUAUAUAUGCACGUCCACAGCAGAGAAUGCUAUGCAGCCUGCGUGAGAAUUAAGGCAAACUUAUAUGCACUGACGAGGAAAGGUGUCAUGAUGUAUAAUACUGUGUGAGUAGGGAGAAAAAGCAGCUUAUAAAAUAAUGUAUAUAGCAUGAUACUAUUUUUGUUUAAAGAUAUAUAGCAUAUAUAAAUGCAUAAAAAAAAACCUGGAAGACACAGCAAAA